Mercenaria mercenaria is the source of this 2646-nucleotide messenger RNA. Its product is annotated as transcription intermediary factor 1-alpha-like. Bases 127 to 1302 code for a protein of 391 amino acids. The record is from RefSeq and is a predicted model, not a curated record. The transcript is spliced from 3 exons. NCBI's taxonomy places the organism in Eukaryota, Metazoa, Mollusca, Bivalvia, Venerida, Veneridae. Gene Ontology annotation, molecular function: zinc ion binding.
CACCUUGAUCUCCCUAAGGUAUUUACGGUGUUAAUACAGGAAGUAAAUUUACAUUAAAUCACCUGGAUUUUUAUGAAAUCUUAAAGAAGCGUUUUAUAUUUAAACAGUGAUCGAACAACGUUAGAAAUGGAAGUUUCCGGUAAACUAGCUGAAGCUGGACAAGAUUUACAAUUAUGUGAACAUUGUCAAUUUGAAAAUGUUACAACAAAAGCAAAUGGAAUAUGUCGGGACUGUGAGGAAUAUAUGUGCGACGCCUGCUUCCGGCAUCAUCUGAAGGGUAAAAGGAAUAGAAAUCAUGAAUUGAUUGAUAUGAAUGACCCAGAUAUUGCUGCAAGGAAAAGUGCAGAAGAAGUAGAGAAAUGUAAAAAACACGACGAUGAGGCAAUAAGAUUUUAUUGUCGUAAACAUGACAUUGUUGGAUGUGGUGACUGUAUUAUACUAGAGCAUAGUACAUGUAAACCCGAAUACAUAAAGGAUUUAUCGAAAAACGUUCAAGAAACCGAAGAUUUUAUAAACUUGAAGAGGAAAAUUGAACAACUGGAGCUUGAGAACAAAGCGACCUAUGAGAACGUUCAAAAGAAUCGAAAAGAUUAUAAAGGGAUGCACGAGGAAGUGCUAACUAAGAUAAGGAAGUUUAGAACAGAUAUCAAUAUUUAUCUGGAUAAGGCAGAGGCAGCUAUUAUAUCUGAAAUGAAACAACUUAUGUCCAACAACGACAAACUCCUUGAUAAGCUAGACACCGAUUGUGCAAAAUAUUUGUCUGAAAUUGAAGGUUUAUACCAGAAACUUGACCCAACAGUCCAUAGAGAAAAUGUACUGUUUAUACAAACAGUACGUAGCAAAGCAAGUGUUCUGGAAAUUGAACAUGAGCUGUCAAAAACUGUACAAUCAGUAUGCGAAGUCAAAUGUUAUGAAUUUGUUUCUAACCAACAUUUGUCCAGUAUCAUCAAAUCAAGAGAGAAACUUGGCCAACUCAAUAUUUCGGAUAUAAAUGAACCAAAGCAUGAUGAAAUCACAAAAUUGGAUAUGAACGUUGAUACAUUAACAUUCGUGGAACCAGAGAAGCCAAAGAAGCCAGUGCAGCAGGAAACAGAUACAAAAACUGGUGUGAGACAGCCAAUUGAUUUUGUCGGUGCCCGUGUAAAAGCAACAAACUCAGUUUUGAAAACCCUUCUUGGCAAGACAGGUACUGUAACAGCUGUACGUCCAGAUGGAUCUUUCGAUGUGAAGUGGGAUCAUAGUGGAAAAACACUCUCUGGUUACAGUGAAGGAUAUGGAUACAAAGGAGUCAAACUCAUCUAAAAGAAAUUAAACUGUUUAAUUCAUGUAUAUUAGUUAUGAAUCUUUUUUAUAUUAAUUGCAAAUUAAAAAUAUUAAUUGCAAAUUAAAACAUAUCUGAGUAUUUUACAUGUCGGAGAAUAUGUUCACAGUCAGUUGAAUUGAAGGUGGUACGUAUUAAGGACUAGUAAGAGAAAAUAAUAUAAGCAAAUGAUGUAAGCAAUGUUGUAAUAGCUGUUGAAUCUGAAUAUAGUUUUCUUUGUUACCCCACUAAAUCAAACUUACGGUUUGGUUAUAUUGGAUCUGUUUCGUUGCAAGAUAGAUAAUUUGUUUACUUCAUACCAGUAAGCAGUAAAAUGUACAGAAUGUAUAUUAUUAUUUGUAGAACAAGCGAAGUUUCUUAAGCAUUUCAAUAUGCUUAGAACCUUGUCCAUUUCUCAACAUGUCUUUUUACUGUAUGUUUUGAUGAAUCAUUGUGUGUAUGUGUUUUGGUCACAAUUUCACAAAGAUAAUUUUUCGAUGGUCAUAUGCAAUGUAUUUACCGAUUUGUCUGAUAAAAGUGAACUGGAAAAAGUAAAAAUUUGGUGCAUUGAUAUGAAUAGUCAGUGUUCAGACCCUGUUUUUUGUUCACAUGAGAUAACUCCUGAGACUAUCCACAUUUUGCAUAAGUAUGUCCCUCUUCUUCCCAAAGCUAUCAGAUAGAAAAAAGUAGAAACUUCACAGGUCGCUCAACACGACAAAAACGAAAAUGUUGCAGGCUCGGUUUGAUUGAGCCUGUUCAUGGACGGUAGUAGAAAUGCAUGCUACCGUCCAGGCCCUCUAACCCCGGGUUGAACAGAACUCGACAUUUACAUAUGUUAAAAGUACAAAAAGCAAUUUAGAGGCAUCCGCAGAUGUAUUCAAACGGCUGUGAACAUGGAACCUUCAAUGAUACACGUGUUGGGGCAGAGCCAAAAAGGCCGGUCAGAAUAUGUAAGAGAAAAUGUUUAAAAAUUAUAAACGAUAUCUAGUCGGUAGUCAGGCUAUGUUAUGAACUGGAAUUUAGAAUUUGACCGAGGGAAAAUUCAUUCACAUCUGCUUAUCUAUUUUGUAAAAUAAUUUCGCGCUGCAAUUUUAUGUUGCGAAGCACUGAUUUUCAUAUAUACUGUUAAGAUGUAAUUGAUUAUUUAUAAGAAAAAUCUUCAAACAUACAAAAGACCGAUUAUGUGUUUUUGUAUGCUUUAUUUGACUGUUUGACGUAGAAUAUGUAUUUUAAAUGCGUUUUAAUAUGCAAAGUACAAUAUGUCAUAAAAUCAUUUAAGCUGAUAUGUGUUAUCAAUACAAUAUACAGGAUUAAUCAGCGUGCAUCAAUAAUAUGUCUACAAUAGA